AUGUUAAAGUGGGGAGAACCUGUCAGCACCAGUAACGCGCAAGAAGACGACUCGGAUUGGACGAGAAAUAUAACAAUCAAAGAAUAUUUAUCACACAAUGGCACCAAUGAUACCUACAAUUCAUCAGAUACAUUAUACGACGUUCCCACUGGAAUGAUAGUAUUGCUGUCGUUUUUAUACGGUUCAAUAUCAGUUUUGGCAGUUGUGGGAAACUUACUUGUGAUGUGGGUAGUUGCAACAUCAAGACGAAUGCAAAGUGUAACCAACUGUUACAUAGCUAACUUGGCAUUAGCUGAUAUUGUUAUAGGUUUAUUUGCGGUACCAUUUCAAUUCCAAGCUGCAUUGCUACAACGGUGGCUGCUGCCAUACUUUAUGUGUGCCUUUUGUCCAUUCGUUCAGGCACUCAGUGUAAACGUCAGUGUGUUUACUCUUACAGCCAUAGCCGUUGAUCGACAUCGGGCUAUAAUUAAACCUCUCAGUGCACACACUUCAAAGAGGGUUGCAAAAGUUAUAAUUGUAAUAAUAUGGGUUCUGGCAUUGAUUCUUGCCGCACCUAUGGCACUUUCAUGGGAAGUCAUCAUGGUAGAAGAACAGGAUCCAGUGUCCAAGGUGUUUUACGAGAAACCAUUUUGUGAUACGAAUGAAUUCGGAUCAAAUUCCAUUGCAAUAUACAGAUUGUUGUUGUAUAUAUUCCAAUAUAUCAUUCCACUCUGCGUGAUCACAUUCGGUUACGCACAUAUGGCCAAAAAGUUAUGGGGAGCCAGGGCACCAGGGAACGCACAAGAAAUACGAGAUGCAAACCAAAUGAAAAAUAAGAAAAAGGUAAUCAAAAUGUUGGUCUUAGUGGUUGCUCUGUUCGCAAUUUGUUGGCUUCCUCUACAAAGUUAUUUGCUACUCCAGUCUUUUGAUCCAUCUGUAAACGAGUACCGGUACAUAAACGUAAUAUUUUUUUGCUUUGAUUGGCUGGCAAUGAGCAACUCCUGCUACAAUCCCUUCAUCUAUGCGAUAUAUAAUGAGAAAUUUAAAAAGGAGUUCAAGCAAAGGUUUACUUUUAGACGAAAGCGGAACAGAUUUAUGAAUGAUAGUUACGAGGACGGUCAAUCUUAUAGAACACGGGUUCUCUCGAUCCGAUCUACAAAUGAAAGAAGUAUUUAUUCAACGAGAAAAUCCACAAAUACAGCUCCGACGGAUGCUAAAAAUCCCUGUACCUGCUCAAGAAAUCAGAAUAGAGAAUCUGAUACAAACGUCUUAUAUCGAUCCAAGAGAAACGAAUUUGAUUCUUAUAAUAAUGGUAGUAGAUACGACAAAAUUAAGUCUCGGGAAACAUCCACAAGGAGGUCUCAAUCGAAAAAAUAUCCCAAAGACGACUUACCAAUCGGAGACGAGAGAAUUAGUGAACUUUAUAUUUUUCCAAACAGUAGUAUAGUAGAAUUUACUGAUAUUUUAUGUGAUAAUAAAGUGUAA
Molecule: messenger RNA, 1464 nt
Organism: Danaus chrysippus (African queen)
Lineage: Eukaryota; Metazoa; Arthropoda; Insecta; Lepidoptera; Nymphalidae
Source: the annotation of a GenBank genome assembly